Messenger RNA from Exophiala dermatitidis NIH/UT8656, 1440 nucleotides. RefSeq lists its product as uncharacterized. The record is from RefSeq and is a predicted model, not a curated record. Bases 1 to 1440 code for a protein of 479 amino acids. The transcript has 2 exons. Gene Ontology annotation, molecular function: protein binding. Lineage: Eukaryota; Fungi; Ascomycota; Eurotiomycetes; Chaetothyriales; Herpotrichiellaceae.
AUGGGUACUCUCGGCAAUCUCCUUUCCACUGCGGAAGGAUGCAACUUCGUCCUGAUUUGUGAAGGAGAGUUUUUCUUUGUCCACAAAUCGGUCCUCGCCGCUCAAUCCACCGUCCUCAAGGAAGCGACAUGCAAUUCUGACUUUCUCCUCGGUGAAGCCUAUGUGACAGUCGACAUUCCCCCACCUGUCUUUCGCAAGGUCCUUUGUUUCCUGUACCGGGGCGACAUCUCGGACUUCCCUGGCCUCGCUCAUUUGACCGGAUCUCAGCGCGUUUCGCCACCAGUCCAAUACUUCCACAGAACCUUCCCCGUUACCAACACUUUCCUCAAGACUGUCAUUGGCAAGCCAGCUCCCAAUCCGAGCAAGGACUCCUCUCUGCCACCCCGGGAUUUGAUCAGCAUCGAUCAAAAGUGGUCGAUCCUGGUCGGAAAGCAGUGCACUGUGAAAGAUCUCUACGACGAAAACGUGUGCAGCAACCCAGCUGCGAUUUCUCAAGAGAUGGAUGUCUAUGCUGCUGCUGACAAGCUCCACAUCUCCACCUUGAAGGAAUUAUCGAUGAAGAAGGCUCUCGGUUGGUUCGCGAAGGAACUCCAGGCAGGACUACCACUGUCGGAUGAUCUGCGUAAGAUUGCCGACUUCGUGUUGCGCAGCCAGAGAGCAUUUGUCAAACCAUUCUUCUGUAUCUACGCAAAGUUUCUUCCGACCUUGGGAAUGGACCCCUUCUUCGCCAAGCUCAUGGAGGAAUUGGACCCGGACAGCUUCGAAAUGUGCAGCAAGAUUCACUCGCAGUUCAUGGCUGAGCGCAACCAGUUCGACAAGGCACUAGAACAGAGCAAGCAGCAAAUUGCACUCCUAGAGGGCGAUGUUACUCUGCUGAAAGCCGAAAACGAGUCAGCUGCAAAGACCCUCGGGGCAAAGACGGAAAGCUUGAGAGCAGCUCUGAGCGCGGCACAGGCAGGCCAGAUCGCAGCGGAAGCCAAGGCGGACUUGCUCGGAAACCUGAAUAAGGGUCUACAGACGGACUUGCUGAUCUCCAAGGUUGAGGUUCAACGUGCCAAGGAGAAAAUUAAACCUGAACCCAAAUUAGAUGUUCAGGUGAUCAAGGACAACACUGCGAAAGACAAAGAGAUCGAAAAGCUGAAGCAAGAGAUCGCAACUGCCCGGGAGAAGCUGAAGUUCCAGAGAACUGCCCACGAUAAAUUCAAGAAAGGCCUCAAGAUCGACAAGAACGAGAAGGAGCAGCUGAGUCAAGAGUUGUCCGAUCUCCAGACCAAUUUGGAUGCCCUCAUCAACGAUAUCAACAAUAGCGGUCACUGUCAUGGGUGCAGACGCCAGUGGAACAUGAAGCUCGAUCAAGAUCGCUACCCUGCCAUCCGCCUCCGUUGCAAACUCUGCCGCAAAGAUUCCUGGUAUUACUCGAAUGGCCAAGGCUCUCGAUGA